This is a messenger RNA of Gadus chalcogrammus (walleye pollock), 1148 nucleotides long. RefSeq names its product mitochondrial ribosomal protein L2 (gene mrpl2). Gene Ontology annotation, biological process: cytoplasmic translation. NCBI's taxonomy places the organism in Eukaryota, Metazoa, Chordata, Actinopteri, Gadiformes, Gadidae. The transcript has 8 exons. Gene Ontology annotation, molecular function: structural constituent of ribosome; RNA binding. Gene Ontology annotation, cellular component: ribosome. Bases 100 to 1014 code for a protein of 304 amino acids. The record is from RefSeq and is a predicted model, not a curated record.
CGUCAUCAUUCUACGACAGUCGGGCAUGCCAGUUAUUGAAGGACAAGCAGCGCUUACCGAGGAUGAGACUCUUUUAAGUCUUGUGUGCAGGAAACAGCCAUGGCUCUAUCGUGUCUAAGUCGGGCUCUGCGCAGUCUGUCUCUUUCACAGACACCUCUGUUGUCAUCGCAGACACUGGCUAAAGUGAUACCUGACGUCCAACUUACGUUACCAGCGCUGAGCCACAGUACUAAUUUACAACUAUGCAGAGGAUUUUUAACAACUGCGUCUUUAGACCAGAACCAGACGAAAUGGAAACAGCGGGAUAAGUACACCAUCAAGCCCAUUGGAAUGAAAAAGACCGGAGGCAGAGAUCACACAGGCAAGGUGCGGACACAUGGUAUUGGUGGGGGCCACAAGCAGAGGUACCGCUGGGUUGACUUCCAGCGCCUGCGCUUUGAAGAGGGAAAGGAGGACCAGGCCUUUGACGAGAAAGUUGUAGAAGUGCGCUAUGAUCCAUGCAGGUCUGCAGACAUUGCCCUGGUGGCAGGGGGCAGCAGGAAGAGGUGGCUCAUCGCUACGGAGAACAUGCAGGUCGGAGACCUCAUCAAAACCUCCGGAGUCAUCGGACGAAUGGCAGUCUCCGCCAACGAGGGCGAUUCAUACCCGCUCGGCGCACUUCCUGUGGGCACUCUGGUGAACAACUUGGAGUUACGACCGGGGUCGGGAUCAGUUUAUAUUCGUGCUGCAGGCACCAGCGGAGUCCUGCUGCGUAAGGUCAACGGGACGGCCAUCGUCCAGCUCCCCUCCAAACAGCAGGUCCAGGUGGCGGAGACCUGCAUGGUGACGGUGGGUCGCGUCUCCAACGUGGACCACAACAAGAGGAUCAUCGGCAAGGCGGGCCGCAACCGCUGGCUGGGCAUCCGGCCGUCCAGCGGCCUGUGGAAGAGGAAGGGCGGCUGGGCCGGGCGCAAGAUCAAACCGCUGCCGCCCAUGAAGAGCUACGUCAACCUGCCCUCCAUUUCAGCCGCUUGAGCACAGGGCUCUGACUUCGCUCUCGCUGUGUGUGACUGAGAAGUGUCUUUGUAUCUAUUAAGCAAUUACGCCACAAUAAAAGUGGAAAACCACGUGUUUGACUCUGGAAAUGAAAACCCCAAAUGCUGGUUGUA